Molecule: messenger RNA, 9939 nt
Organism: Pelobates cultripes (western spadefoot toad)
Lineage: Eukaryota; Metazoa; Chordata; Amphibia; Anura; Pelobatidae
Source: the annotation of a GenBank genome assembly
CCUCCCUCUGACUGUCAGCAGUGUGGUGUUGCAGAGUCCUUGAGCUUCACUCAAUGUGAACGUUGCUAUCUUUGAGAACUGAUCUCCGCUUGGACUUUGCCAGCUUACGACUUGUCAAGUGCCAGGUGGGGAGUUACAAGAACCAAAGCAUUGCUAUAGAACGCGGUGAUAAUUGUAUCACUGUAUCACUCGCCGAUCAUCGAACCUCCAACAUGUCAUCGGUACAAGUCAUUUACCAUCAGAAGAUCCACAAUUAUCUUUUAAACAGCUUCCCCAAAGACGACCUUCCAGCCGGUAAGCAUCUUCUUCGUAUACCUAGAUACAAGUAAACACACUGUGAUCAUGGCUAGUUUGUUAUUAUUAUUAUUAUUCUAUGUUACUUACUAGCUUGCAUAACUCCUGAUUUAAACGUAUGGCAGCCGGGGAAACCAUUAGUGCAUUGCCGAAAGGGUUUAUAGGAUGAGAUGUGCUGCGUAGCUAACCAGUAUUUUGCAGAUCACAAGAUCGUAUAAAUAUUUAUGCAGAAUCCCCUUCACAGCAUGCAUCACACAACUGGACUUCUGCAUCAUAUGCACCGGGAUUUAAUUAGGCAAAAAAAAAAACAUCUUGUGACACUGACAAGUACCUAACUAACCAAAAUACUGGAAUAUCAUGUGAUUCCCACAGUAGCUAUUGGGAAAAUAAAUAAAUAAAACUAGCUGUGAUGCGUAAUUUUUUCAUCUCAUUAAUAAAGGGUGUUGUACUAGGAGAUGAAUUGCGGGGAAGCCCAGCACUGCAAACAGGGAAACACAUCACGACUCUAUGAAAAUAACAAGCAAUUCGUGACAGGAAUUUCUCAUGUUCCCCACGCACUGCCUUUGAAGGGUUCGGACAUAUUCUGUAGGGUAGUCAAAUAUUUACAAAAAAUUUUGUAACACUGAGGGGGGUUUCAAAUCGCUGUAUCGGUGACAGUUGAUGGUUGAUAGGACCGAUGAUAGGGAAGAUUUAUAAAAGUGCUGUUAUAAUGGAAGUGGGGCAAAGAGCAAUCCGUCAACAGAAUGUUCCUAGGGAUUCCAUAGGUUUCCAUGGUGACUGCUCCACUUUAAGAACUUUGCUCCACUAAUUAAGAACAUUUUUAUAACCUCCAUCAUGGAUGUGUCUUGUAUAUAGAUGUUAUGUUGCAUUAUUGAUAAACAUAAAUUGCUAUAGCUGGUUAAUCUGUGCAUUUGCUUAUUAUAUAAUAAUUAAUUUGUACAUUUAGUGAAGAUUUGAGGGCAUUGACCUCUUGCAUUGUAAGUGACAUGGGGUACCCCUACUCCAAAUUAUUAUAAACCCACAUCCAAUAGAUGAUUUAUUUGCAGACAUAUGCAGCUAAAACAUAGCUAAUAUUUAUUUUAUAUAGUUUUAAAAAUAUAUAAAUUUAUAUUAUGAUUAUCCUACCCAUCACGUUGCAAGGGACUGGGCCACCAUACGUCAUCCUACAAUAUGCGAUGUCACUCUAUAAAUUAAGGUUUAUGGGGGAAAUCUUUUCAGGAGUUGAUGGAUUGCACCAGCCGAUAUAUUUUAAAAUGCAGUUACAUAACAAAGGGUCCCCCAUACCCUGUGAAUUCUUUUAAAGACUCAGUGCUUCUAUAAGCAAGCUGGAAUGUUCGCAGUUUCAGUACUUAAAGGGUUCAAGCAGGAUAAAUUAGAGCAUGUUAACUCGUUCAUUGCUUUUUUUUUUUUGUUAUUGUCCUCAGACAUUUUAAAGUUAAAAAUGUUGCAAUAUGGAUAGUAGGAAUAGAUGUGUUUUUAAGGCUCGUAAAACUGCAUGAUAAUCAUCAAUUGCAGGCAAACGUUUAUGGCUUUUAUUAUUUUUUUAUUUUUUGCUUUUGACGGUAUACUAGUUCUCAGUGUUGUGGGUAUUCCUGGAUUUGAAACCUCUUUAGAUUCAACAUAUAUAAAAUUUUACAGGGCAUUUCCGAGUGUGAAGAGGUUAAAACAGGCUCUGUAAAACGUUGACAUAAUUUCUGUGAGAUUUAGACCUGGCAAGAAAAAUGACAACAUUGGGCUCAUGCCUGGCGCCUAGUGGCUGCAGUUCAAAUCAAGCUGAACAAACUAUUUAUUUAUUCACAUACGAUUGGUUACACAGCUAAUUAACAUUACAAAUGAGGAUGUUUCACUGGGUUUAUUCGCUAAACAGUUAAUCAAAAUCUGAAAUUCAGCUAUAAAAGAUGUAGUAAAGGAGUGUGUGUAUGUAGUUUGAGAUUAGGAUACUGUUUUUUGGACUGCACUCUCAUCAUAGGUAUGAUGUUAAAAAAUAUUUUCUCUCUCUAGUUCACUAAAUCAGCAACUACUGAAAUAUGUCAGGGUUCACAUUGACAUGUAAAACGUUCUUAUGAAAAUCCCACAUUUUUUGUAGUCUGCAGAUUAGAACACUAAUAGGAAAAUAUUACAAUAAAAAAAGUAUUGUGCAUGUGACCAUAAGCAUAUAGUAAAUGAUUUAAAAAUGCACAUUAGAUGACACCUCCUAUGAUGCUCAGGCAGUGUCAUGGGGAAAAUGCGUAUUUAGCAACUUCACUACUAUAGAGAUGAAUGGUCACAUUUCUGUGCUAUAUAGUGAGGCACAGAGGGGGGCCAAAGCCAGUGUGGACCACCCACUUCUUGUUAUAUCAGAUGGCUGUACCCGCAGCCCCCCUGUUCAAUCAGCCUCAUGUGAACUCAAAUUUGGCGCCUUUAUCAGAACACAUUCUCACCCUACAGGAAUGUGGAAAGGGAGGGGGGUUGCCCUAAUUAUGCUGUGCCUUUCAUGAUAACUAGCUACUAGCUUGCAUGCAGCUCUUCAAACUGGUCAAGCAACAUCAUUUGCAAAUGUUUAAACUGGCUUCUGGCAAAAAAAAUAAAAAUAAACAACUAUAAAUAAAUAUUACACAACAGAAACCACUUCACAAAAUUAUUGACUUAAUUAUUAGCUACUGGUGAAAAAAAUAUAUUUAAUAUUUUUUUUUUUUAAUUUUAUAUAUAUAUUUAUAUAUUAAGUAAAACGUAUCCCCCCACCCCGCUCCAGCCUAUGAUGCUUUGCUAGGUGUUAUAAUGUACUAUAAGUGGCGGUAUGGGGGGGGGAGGGGGGGUUCUACUAUAGGUGUUUAAGAUUAUAAAAAAAAAAAAUUUUUUAAGGCGGGUCCUUAUGAGGGAAAUGACAAUAGCUCAGCACUAUUGUUAUUACUCCCAUGCUGCCCACUCAUUCUUCUCUGCAUUCAAAUAGAACCAUGCCUUCCCUGCGUUCUGAUUGGCUGCCGGAGAGAUAGUGUCAGCCCUCCCAAGACGCGGGAAUGGAAUACACUAAGGCGGUGAUGAGGGGGGCGUUCCUAUUGGUUUACGCUCCGCCGGCCAUAGAGCUGAAGUCGGGCUGUGAUUGGCCAGCGGUCUCCGCCUGGGGGCGGGAAAGAGUCCCUAGCGCUGAGCCCUGUGGCCGCACGUGGUUGCUGGCUUCUGUAACCGGCAGUGGCUGCUUCAGGAGCGGAGCCGGCAGCACGCCGAUCCCACACUGCCUCAUCUGUGGAGCGGGUGGCCAUGCUGCUCAGUCCUCCGGCGCAUCUUGCCUCUCCUCCUCCUCACAUGGCUCUGGCUUGUUACUACCUGCCCUCACCCUCUGGUACCGGCGGCAUGUCCCCAGCAUCACCCAGCGUGGCAGAGCCACAGGCGGCCAGCCUGCAAGGUAAAUGGCCAUCAGCCCUGAAAUACAUACAUGCUCUCCGCCAUGGCUUAUGCAGGCGCCAUGUGGCUCAGCAGUGCCCGGUUACCCUGAUAAUGGGUGGAUGUGACUAUUGUGUAUCCAUCACUGGCAACGUGUGUUGAUGGAUGCAGCCCACAUACUAACACACAUACACACGUGUUUGUGAAGGCUGCUCUGUGUUGUAACAGAAUGGGAUUUUAAUACGGACACACAAGAAGACGCUGGUCUGUCUGUAUCCCCGUGUGAUCUAUUUAAACAGUGCUGUGCUAGGUUUUUAUAAAGCGCAAUGCACACCACGUGUGCUUCCUCACAAUUGUAUUCUGCGCUUUGGUAUAUGUUGGCGCAGUGGCAUUUAUAUAGUGCACGCCCAGUGUCUGUAUAUACUAUUCGUUUAUAUUUUCUGAUCCUCCGCUGCUUUAGGGGGGGGAAUGGAUUUUCGUGGGAGGUUGUAUUGAUUCUGCAGAAAAUGUCACACGUUUGUGUUCAUUUUGUACAACGCCGUGGUAUAUGUGCGUGGCAAGAGGAUCAUCAGUAAUAAUUUGUGUUGGUCUUUUGUCCAAUCUAGUUAAAAUAAAAAUAAUCUCUAGUUUUGAUGCUUUACAUAGUCGGCAUGCACACGUGUUUCCCUUUACUUCGCUCUCCGCCAAGGUAUAUGUCCGCGCCAGGUGGGAUGAUAAUUGCUAAUGCUUAGUUUUCAAGGGAUUGUUCUGCUAUUGCUAGGAUGUAUGGACUUUAGACACCGGUACUUUAAAUAUCUUGUUACAUGAUAUCUAUGUAAGCGCUUUAUGCAAGUAACAAAUGUGGGAGUAUGAUUAUUUCUGUAUCAGAUUGCAAGUCGACUAAUGGGUAUCAAUGAAUUGUCGGACUUACUUUGGUACGAACUAUAAACAAAUGCUUGUGAAAGUACACUAGUCAAUAAAUAUAUAUAUACAGUAUAUUUAUACGAUAUAAUUACACUUGGUAUUGGCAUUGAAUUGCAGAGGAUGUGUAGUUUCAGAUCCAUAAAUGUCAUUCCUGUUCAUAGUCUGCUGGUGUACAUUUUCCCGUUCAUGCAUUGAUAUAACUGGUUUAUGGAUGUAACCGCAAUUUAUAAAAUACUGAACAUUCUGUGGAUCUUGUCUGUGUUCUAAAUGUACCUGCUGCAGGGACGCUGCAUCCAUUGAUUUGUAGGGGGUGGGGGUGGAGUUGCUCUGCAGAGGUUUUGAAACAGAUUGGGUGGGAGGUGCAAUUGGGUGGUCUCCUCCUGAGGGAGGGGUUUCCCCGGGAUACCCGCAGAGCUUGGAAUGGAUUCGCCUCCUCUGCAGGGAGUCUCCCUGGUCUCUACUGCCUCCUUAUUAACCCCCAUCCUGCACAUUCCUCCCUCUCUAUCUUACUGACCUUGCAGAGACAUCAUAAUAAAAACAUCAGGCUUUCUGCAUCAUGAGUCACAAAUUAUACCUGUUUGAAUGCAUGAGUAAUUCUCUCAUCCACUGAGAUAACCAAUUAAUCUCUGAAAGCAGAGGGGGAAGUGGGGGGAGAAUAGGAUGGGGUCUGUGCUGUCCUUCCAUAUAAACUGUACACCAUGAACCACUUCCAGAGCCUGUGAAUAUGGAUAUUAUUGCAGUAUCUGUCUAUAAUAAGCUUGCAGGUAUAUUGGAUAUCUUGCUUUUGGUCCGAAUACUUAACACUUUUUUAUAUAUGUUAUGGCUAGUUACUUACCAGGAUAUUUUUUUCCUCCUCUUUUUAGUGAAGGAACCAUUUGAAAACUGCUAUCGAGUGGGACAGGUUAUUGGAGCUGGCGGUUUUGGCACAGUAUAUUCUGGAGUCCGGAUUGCUGAUGAUUUGCCUGUAAGUUGUAGGGGAAAUGUGUAGCUUUUUUUUUUUUUUCUCUCAUACAAUUUGUUGUGUUUAACAAAUAUAUAAAAUACCAGUCUUGUCUCAGUAUUUUCCAUUGCCCUUAAGAGAUAUUUGAUGCUUUUUGUAUAUUUUCAUGGAGCAAAGCGUGAGUAAUAUUACAGAAGACAUUUCAGCACUAUGUAAUUUAAUGUAUUGUAAUAGUGUGUAAUACAACAUUAUAUAUGCUCCUGCUUAAAUUUUUAUUUUAGUAUUUGGGCCUCUUUCUCUAAAAGAUGUUUAAUCCAGUUAUGAUGGUUGACUAUCCUUAAAAUCUUUAAAGCCAAAUUGGGAAUUUAACUUUGGGUCUUGCUUUCUCUUUAAUACUAUGUUUUUUUUUGUUUUCAAAAUUUUUAGUGGUGAAAAUCUUUUAAAUUGGUAUUUUUUUUGUUUUUUGUUUUUAUAGGUUGCAAUCAAACAUGUGGCUAGAAACCGGAUUUCAGAGUUAAAACAAAUGGUAAGUUUCAUUUUCUAAUGUUAUGGGUAUUAGGAUUAUUGGGAAAUAUGCUAUUAACCUAGGGGAAAGAGCGUAUGCAUGCAAUAUUUCUGUGGGAUUCUCAUAGUAGCAAUGUUUUUUGUUCUUGCAGAAUGGGACACUAGUUCCACUUGAGGUCUAUCUCCUGAAGAAGGUGUCUACUGGCAACCGUGGGGUUAUCCAGCUCUUAGACUGGUACGAAAGACCAGAUGGCUUCAUCAUUAUUAUGGAACGACCUGAACCUGUGCAGGACCUAUUUGACUUCAUCACAGAGCGAGGUGCUUUGGGCGAAGAACUGUCGGCCAAGUUUUUUCGACAGGUGGUUGAAGCUGUCCAGCAUUGCCAUGCACGUGAUGUUGUGCACAGGGAUAUCAAGGAUGAGAACAUCUUGGUGGACCUUCGGACUGCAGAAUUGAAGCUUAUUGACUUUGGAUCUGGUGCAUUACUCCGGGAAGCGGCUUACACAGAUUUUGAUGGUAGGCUAUAAACAUUAUUUUGCUUAAAUAUUAAUAUUCCAAAUUGAUAAUUAAAGAAUCUGUCUCGAUGGGCUCUUCUACGUAUAAUCUGAAAUUAUCCAUAUAACGAUGGCACUUAGAGACUAAUUUCUGUAGUAGAACAUUAAUAUAAUAUAUAUUUUCUAUUGGAGCAUGUAACAGUUUGUUUGGACAUCACUCAGUUAUGUCUUAAAAAUUUUACUCCAGAAAACAGUAAAUUGACACAUCAUCUCAAAAGGCUGGAUUAUGGUGGCAGUGUCAAUGGCAUCUAAACUUUUCCUUUUUUUUUUUUUUUUAUGAACAGGUACUCGUGUGUACAGCCCUCCAGAAUGGAUCCGCUUCCAUCGGUAUCAUGGCUGCUCUGCCACGGUGUGGUCCCUUGGCAUCUUGCUCUAUGACAUGAUCUGUGGAGACAUUCCCUUUGAGCAUGAUGAGGAUAUUUUAAAGGGCAAAAUCCAUUAUCGUUGCAGAGUGUCACGAGGUAAGCUUCCAUCUUUCUACACCCUUCUUUAUGGCCAAAAGAAUAUUUAAAAUCUGAACUUCCAUAGACAUGGCUUAGCGAAACAGGUGUUGUACCUCUGCAGUAUUCCAUUACCAAUUAGUGUGAAUACCUUCUUCGGCUUUGGAGAAUGUACACAAAAAAGACAUUUUAGGUUUAGUGCCUCUUGUAGUUAGAUCUAAACAAUUCACCUUCUGCAACUGUGAAGAUAACUUCAGCCUGUAUUGAGCAUUGAAUGAUUGACUGUUCAUGGCACUAAGGGAGUCUUAAUUAUCAUGCUGACAGAUUUGGUUAUGCAAUGAAAUCCUAGUUACUAAAUUUGCUGUAUUGUUUUCUUGCAGAAUGUCAGCACCUGAUUGAGUGGUGUCUGUCCAAGAAGCCUUCAGAUAGGCCAACUCUGGAGCAGAUCCUCUCACAUCCUUGGAUGUCUCAAGACCACAUGGUGGGUCAACAGGACAAUGGGAAAGUGUCACGAAAGGUGGACCAAGAGCAAACAAGUACAAGCCAAGAAAACCUGUGAUUCCAUAGAAUUUUAAGCGACUUAGGAAAGUUCUGACAUGCCGCCCUGGUUUGGGUGGGCUGGCAUGGGACUACGUCCGGUAUGGAAGCUGGGAUUCCCGGGGCGGGCAGAUGGAGCUGUCCCACCAGAGAAAAAUACCUCAGGGGAUUCCAGAAAGGGACUCUGUGAAAUGGCGACCUCAGACUUUAAAUUUCAUUUUUUUUAGAGGACCCGAUCUUCCCAACGGAAUGAUGCAGAAGGCAUUGAAGUGUAAUAGGGGUCUACUGGCCUGUAUUUGUGCUGGGUUCUACUAGCAUAUGUUGACUUUGUAAAAAUUUUAUUCUAUACACUCACAGGAUUUGGGGGAUAGUUUGCCAAUGGAACUGUUAACAUAUAUUUGCUCAUUCUGAAUAUGCAUUCACUUACUGCCAGUAUGAGGAAUGAUAACUGCAUCAUAUUUUAAUUUAAAGUGUUUUGUUUUCUGUGUUCUCUUCUCCUCCCAGCUUGUUUUUGAGAGGUUAGUCUUCAUUUCAAGUGGAUGUCUCUUAAAAUACUGACAGUUGUCAACUUGCACAACAUUUUAAGGUUGAAAAAUGUAGAUUUACACUGAGAUGUAGCUCAACAUUUUAAGAUCUAAUAAGUGACCUCUGCUUACAUAGAGCCAUGUGUAUUUUUUAUUUUAUUUUUUUUAAUAUGUAUAUAUUUACAUCCCCCUCCCUCAACCAACAGCCUGUGACUCCACACAUUUUUCUUUUUAACUGGGAUCUGGUUGACUGAGUGCCUCAGUUCAAGUUGUCCCAGAAUUUUAAGUGUUUUUGCUGCUCUUCUUUGUGAUUUUUUUUUUUUUUAUUUUUUUUCCCUCCAUGAAUCCUUGCUGCUAGAUAUGAGUGGGGACUGCACCAAGGAGCAGAAUGGGUUAACUUAAUCCUUCCUCAGGGAGCUGGUAUGAUGCUGGUAAUACUGGCUGAACCUGCAUUGAUUAAUGCUGGUUAAACAUGCUUUGCAAGCAUAUCCUCUAGUUGAAAGUGUGUAUCUGCUGUGCACCAAUUGGUGACUGCAGGUGUGGUUUGAAGUUAAUUUACAAGGAAUGUUACCCAUACUGUAAACUUUAUUUCCACCUCUGCCUUAAACUUUAUUUUAAACACAUUGUGGUAUGACCAAUAUUUGUUAUUGUGGGGAUUUUUUUUAUACACUUAGUGGAGGGGAAGAGAUGUAAUGUUUUUACAGAAGCAAUGCAAUCUGCUGGCAACUAAGGUGGCAAAAAGAUGCUACUGGCGUUCUAGCUCUUUACGAGAUACAUUAAAUUUAGUUAUGUAAGUGUCAAGGCUUGAAUAUCUAGGUAGGCCUUAGGGCAAGUACAUUUCAUGCUACUCUAUUGAGGGGCGGUACUGUUCAGGAAUGACAUUUUGUCCCAUCUGUUGUAAGUAAAGGGGUUAAAGUACUGUUCUGGUUUAGAAUAAAUUAGAAAUUGUAACCUAACUACAACUCGCAAGGUCCUUGAAUAAUCCUAUUUAUGGCACCAAUUGGUGGAAAAAUUGAGUUAUUUUGACAGCUGUCUUCUGCAGGGUUGCCUGUAAUUGCACCUGAUUGCGGAGACUGAGCAACUCUUAACUUUUCCACCCAUACCUCCUUCAUAGGCUUGUAUAUAUCCAUACUAAAGGCCUAUAUGAAUAAUUUAUCCACAAUAGCCGUACAGAUUAUAUAUGCCCAAGCGAGGGAACCAUCUUCCCGUUUGUCAUUUAAAUGUGCUGGCAAUGGCAUGAAGUCAAUUUUAUUUAGGUAGGUUGGCAUUGUAAAAAAUCCUGUAAAAUUACAUUUCCAGACAUUUUACAAAACAAAUUCAAAUAAAUGGUCACAUUGAAGUUGAGGGCAAGAAUAUGUUUACAUUAUUUAAAGACCUCUCACAAAGGAGCCUUUCUUUCUGUGGAUGUGGCUAAUAUAACUGCAAUAAGCAGAUGCUAGUUCCAUGUCACUACUAUAAUUUAUAAAGGCAUUUUUUUCCAGGCAUAUUACACCUUCAUCACCAGGGAAGCUGAUAUAAUUAUUGAUCAUUCCCAGACUGUAUGGAAACAUUGAGUUCUAUUGGACCCCCCUCUUGCAACAAAAGGGGUUUAAGGUUUAUUUUGGGUACAGUCUGUACCUUCAGUGUUCACUGGUCAUGUUCUAACUUAUUUAAUUUAAUCUGUCGUGUUUUUUGUUUUUUUUUUCGUUUUGUCCUUGUUCUGACUUUUUUUUUAUUUUUUUUUUUAUUUAUGAAGACUCUUUGAUUUCCUAUUUUGAAUACAGACUUAACGGUAUUUAUAAAAACUUUGUUACAUUCUGGAGAUCAGAUUUUUGCAUUUUGUCAGUUUUAUUUAAGUGUUUAAUGUUAUCUAUUUUCUUUUAAUAAAAGUUUUUGUUUUUUUU